Messenger RNA from Brassica oleracea var. oleracea, 2807 nucleotides. RefSeq names its product ribonuclease II, chloroplastic/mitochondrial. NCBI's taxonomy places the organism in Eukaryota, Viridiplantae, Streptophyta, Magnoliopsida, Brassicales, Brassicaceae. The transcript is spliced from 15 exons. Bases 119 to 2521 code for a protein of 800 amino acids. Gene Ontology annotation, molecular function: RNA binding; 3'-5'-RNA exonuclease activity. Gene Ontology annotation, biological process: mRNA catabolic process. Gene Ontology annotation, cellular component: exosome (RNase complex); P-body. The record is from RefSeq and is a predicted model, not a curated record.
CCCGCUUCACUUGCCUUUCCAUCGCCACAUGAACCAGAGAGAACGAUUUGUUUAAGUUUCUUCGUCUUCCGUUAUCGAACCAUAGCGUUCGGUGGCGUCUUCACCUGCAGCUACGACGAUGAUGUCGGUGAGGGCAAUUAACGGUUGCUUCAUCAUCCGCACCGCCACCACCGGCUGCGCUCCUCCCGUCUCUCUAUUUCGCCACCGUAUUCAGCGACUCAGAUCGUCUCAUCUCCGCGAAUUCUCGAAAUCAGGGCUUGGUUUUCCUCUACUGCGAAAGAACACCGGCGGCGGCGAUGCACCGAGCUGCUCGGCGUGCAUUCAUAGCCUCGUGGAAAGUGUUUCCCAAGAGCUCGAAUCAGUCAGCAGGCGCAAGCGAAGCCGAAUCAGCGUUCGCGCCAGUGUCAAGGUGAAAUUAACAAGCUACGGAGAGGUUGUUGAGGAUAAGCUAGUAAACCAAGAGCUAGAGGCGGGUUUGCUUCUGGAGUUCAAGAAGGAUCCAGAAAGGGUGUUGUUGGCAGUCACUCAUAGACCUGAUGGCAAGAAGAACUGGAUGGUCUUUGAUCAGAAUGGUGUUUCUUCUUCCAUCAAACCGCAGCAAAUUACCUACAUCGUCCCAGGUCUUUAUAAUUUUAACCAUACAGAGCUUACUGAUUUCCUCCAGAGGGCUCAGGAUAACUUGGAUAUUCAACUGCUUGAGUUUGCUUGGAUGGAGUUGCUUGAGAAGAACAAACCUGUGACGCCAGAAGAGUUAGCAGAGAUUAUUUAUGGUCGCUCAGAUCCUCUCGAAAGCUAUUGUGCUCAUUUUUUGCUCUCAAAAGACGAGAUAUACUUUUCUGUAUUGGAGUCGAAAGGUUCUCGAUCGAUCUAUAGCCCCCGCCGUACUGAACAGGUGGAAGAACUUUUACGCAGGCAACGUGUGAAGGAGGCAGAAGAAAGAGAGUUUCAGGAGUUUAUUCAGUUGCUGAAGUCUGCCAAGAACGCGCCUACUCACACUAAGCCCCCCAAAUCUUCAUGGUUAGCUAAUGAUAAAGUGCGAGAAAAUAUCGACUCACUUAAAGCUUAUGCUAUUGAUGCGUGGGCAAGCAUUGGCCAACGCAAAUUGGCCGGAGUGAUCUUAAAAUCCAUGGGAUUACAGAAAACGGCUGUCUCGGCACUAAACCUUCUCAUAGAUAUUGGAUAUUUUCCUGUACAUGUCAAUCUUGAUCUGCUUAAACUGAAUCUCCCCACCGACCACUCCGAUGCAAUUGUUGAAGCUGCUGAAAUUCUUCUUUCAGAGUCUUCUGAUCUUGAUGCGGCUAGGAGGAUCGAUCUCACACACUUGAAGGUAUAUGCAAUUGAUGUUGAUGAGGCUGAUGAGCUUGACGAUGCCCUGAGUGCAACGAGAUUGCAGGAUGGACGGAUAAAGAUCUGGAUACAUGUUGCUGAUCCUGCUAGAUAUGUUACACCUGGGAGCAAAGUGGACAGAGAGGCAAGGAGAAGGGGAACUUCUGUCUUUCUUCCUACCGCUACUUAUCCCAUGUUUCCAGAAAAACUUGCCAUGGAAGGAAUGAGUUUGAGACAAGGAGAAACAUGCAAUGCUGUCUCUGUGUCUGUUGUCCUCCGUUCUGAUGGCAGCAUUGCAGAAUAUUCGGUAGAAAAUUCAAUCAUCAGACCGACCUAUAUGUUGACAUAUGAAAGUGCUGCUGAGCUGCUUCACAUGAACCUCCAAGAGGAGGUUGAACUGAGAUUGCUGUCCGAAGCAGCUUUCCUCCGCUCUCAAUGGCGCCAUGAGCAGGGUGCAGUGGACACAACUACACUGGAAACUCGUAUCAAAGUGGUGAAUCCUGAAGAUCCAGAACCGUUGAUUAAUCUCUAUGUAGAGAAUCAGGCAGACCCGGCAAUGAGACUUGUCUUUGAAAUGAUGAUACUUUGUGGGGAGGUUAUAGCAACGUUUGGGUCUCAGCACAAUAUUCCAUUGCCAUAUAGAGGACAACCACAGUCAAAUAUUGACGUGUCUGCAUUUGCGCAUCUUCCAGAAGGACCUGUUCGUUCUGCAUCCAUUGUCAAAGUAAUGCGUGCUGCAGAAAUGAAUUUCAGAUGUCCUGUUCGACAUGGAGGGCUCGGAAUUCCGGGUUACGUUCAGUUCACAUCUCCCAUUCGUCGAUACAUGGAUCUUACCGCACACUACCAGAUUAAGGCUUUUCUUAGAGGAGGUGACAAUUUUCCAUUCUCAGCUGGUGAGCUAGAAGGUAUAGCAGCGUCCGUAAACAUGCAAAACCGAGUAGUGAGAAAACUCUGCAACAGUGGUCUUCGUUAUUGGGUAAUAGAGUUUCUAAGAAGACAACAGAAGGGUAAAAAAUACACCGCAUUGAUCUUGAGAUUUGUCAAAGACCGUAUCGCAUCCCUUUUGUUGGUUGAGGUGGGUUUUCAAGCAACCGCAUGGGUAUCAGAAGGAAAGCAAGUGGGAGAUGAAGUCGAAGUUCGAGUAGAAGAAGCUCAUCCCCGCGACGAUCUUAUUCUUCUCAAAGAAGUUCUCUAGGAGUUAACAACACCUUAGUUCCCAGACAAAUUCAUCAAAAAUGAGGCCUGAAACUGAUAGAGAGCUUGUUUUUUUUUUUGCAAAAUAGGUGAUAAGGAAACCUGCUGAUGAACGCAGCCAGUGGGGGCUCGAGCUAUGUGCUUUAGGAGUUAAAACACAUUGGUCAUGUGGUACACGCUUAUAUGGUUCAUACAAUUUUACAUGCUGUUGUUGUAAGUCGAUAUAUGUAACUUGCUUUGGUUCUAUUGAGCAAAAAGAAAAGAAAAAAGGGAAUGUGAAUAUACUA